Messenger RNA from Pipistrellus nathusii (Nathusius's pipistrelle), 3624 nucleotides. The record is from the annotation of a GenBank genome assembly. NCBI's taxonomy places the organism in Eukaryota, Metazoa, Chordata, Mammalia, Chiroptera, Vespertilionidae.
AUGAGCAGGCCCAACCUUGAGGAGUGGGUGAUGGAGGGGUGCCUGGAGGAGGAUGGGGAUGAGUCUCCAGACUCCCAGGACCAAGCCGCCGACUGGAGGUUUGCUGUGUGCCGUUUCAGGGAUGCCUGGGAUGAGGAGGAGCCUGCUCCCCAGGUGCAGGUUAAGGACCCCCCCAAUCCUCCAAGACCGCCAGGCGGGGCAGCUCAGGGGGAAGGGCUACAGGCCGGCCCCCUGUCUGGGGAGCUUCAGCCAACCCCAGGACGGGUGCCUGUAGAUGGGUCAGGGGAUGGCCAGAGGGGCGCGUUAGGAGGUCCCUCAGGCAAGUCCGAGGAACCGGUCCCCUCUGAAGUGAAGAGCCUCCUAUGCCACAUGGCCUCCCACCUCAGCCUGGCACAGGGCAGUGGUGCCAGCCAAGGGGGAGACUUGGCAGGGGACCCCGAUUCAGACAGGCUAAUGACAACUGACUUGGACCCUGGGGAGUCGGGCAGCGAUUCUGUGAACCUGGGAGGCCCGUUACCUGAGACAUCAUCACAGCUGCUGGCGGCAGACCCUGGUGGAUCCAGCCUCCCUGAGCCCGCUGACUACCUUCUGGCCCAAGACCUCUCCUGGGACCUGCUGGCCAGUGGCAUGGCUACCCUGCCAGGGACUCGGGAUGUAGACGGCCGGGCAGUGUUGCUUCUGUGUGCUCACAUCCACACCUGGCUUCAUCCCAAGGGCAGUGGCCAGGAGCUCCUCCGCCUGCUGCUCUACCUGCGAAGCAUCCCCAGGUUCCUCGAAGUGCAGGCCCUGGGACUGACUGUGCUCGUGGAUGCCCGGAUUUGUCCCCCGAGCUCUUCCCUCUUCUGGGGGCUCAGCCAACUGCAAGAGGCAGUCCCAGGGUCCGUGCACCAGGUGCUGCUGGUGGGAGAAAUGCCAGAGGAGGUGCCUUCCGGGCUGCAGCUAGAGCAAUUGUCCUCUCUUCAGAGCCUGCUGACCCACAUCUCCGCUUCCUGGUUACCCGCUUCCCUGGGAGGAGGCCUUCCUUACUGCCAUCAGGCCUGGCUGCACUUCCGGAUGCGUCUAGAAGCCCUACAGCAAAGCUGCCACGUGGUUUGUGCCCUGCUCCAGGGGGCCAUUGAUACUGUGAAGGCUCUGCCCCAGCCCGUGGACACUGGGGAAGUUGAUCAGCUGCUACAGCAGGCACAGGCCCUGAUGCAGCACGUGCUAGACUCACCACAGCUGGCAUGGCUACAAUGCCAGGGGAGCUUGGAGCUGGCCUGGCUGAAGCAGGAGGUCCCAGAAGUAACCCGGAGCCCAGACUACAGGCCAGCGGUGGACAAGGUUGAUGAGCUGUAUGGCCGCGUGGAUGGGCUGCUGCACCAACUGACCCUGCAGAGUAACUGUCGAGUACAGGCACUGGAGUUGAUUCAGACACUGAAGGCCCAGGAGGGCGGGCUGCACCAGAUUGAAGUGUGGCUACAGCAGGUGGGCUGGCCAGCACUGGAGAAGCCAAGGGAACCCUCGAUGGACACCCUGCUCCAGGCCCAAGGCCCUUUUCGGGAGCUGGAACGGGUUGCCCAGGAGCAGGUCAGGCAAGGGGAGAAGUUGCUGCAGCCACUGGCUGGCUGGGGAGCAGCGGAACUGGGUCCCCUUGGGGGCCGCUUUCUGGCCCUGCAAGCCCAGCUGACGGAAUUCUCUAGAGCUUUGGCCCAGCGGCGGCAGUGGCUGGCAGAUGCCGAGAGGCUGUCGUGCUUGUUCAAGCAGGCCUCAUCGUGGGCUGAGGAGGGGCAGCGGGUGCUGGCAGAGUUGGAGCAGGAGCGCCCAGGGGUUGUGCUGCAACGGCUGCAGCUGCACUGGACUAAACACCCUGACCUGCCUCCUGCCCACUUCCGAAAGAUGUGGGCGCUGGCCACGGGCCUGGGCUCUGAAGGCAUCCGCCAGCAGUGCCGCUGGGCCUGGGCACAGUGCCAGGACACCUGGCUGGCCCUGGACCAGAAGCUAGAGGCCGCACUGAAGCCACUCCCAAGGGGCAGCAGAGCCAGCCUGUGCGCCAGCCAGGCCCCAGUUGCGCCUGCCACCCCUCUGCUGAGGAAGGCGUACAGCCUGGAUCGGAGUCUGGGGCAGAGUCUCAGAGAGUCUGUCCAGCACUGCCACCAAGCGGCCGGUGUGGCUGGCUGUCACAGACCAGAGGCUGGUUCCCAGCCUGGGUUAUCCCCCACGGUGCUUCUGCCAGGCAGCUCUGAUCCCAGGAGUCCCAACAGGCUCCAGUUGGUGUUGGCAGAGAUGGUGGCUACAGAGCGGGAGUACGUCCGUGCCCUUGACUAUACCAUAGAGAACUACUUCCCUGAGCUGGAUCGCCCUGAUGUGCCCCAGGGCCUCCGUGGCCAGCGUGCCCACCUCUUCGGCAAUCUGGAAAAGCUGCAUGACUUCCACUGCCACUUCUUCCUGCGUGAGCUGGAGGCCUGCACGCAGCACCCACCCCGGGUGGCCUAUGCCUUCCUGCGCCACAGGGUGCAGUUCGGGAUGUAUGCGCUGUACAGCAAAAAUAAACCUCGCUCCGAUGCCCUCAUGGCUAGCUAUGGCCACUCCUUCUUCAAGGACAGGCAGCAAGCCCUGGGGGACCACCUGGACUUGGCCUCCUACCUGCUGAAGCCCAUCCAGCGCAUGAGCAAGUACGCGCUGCUGCUCCAGGAGCUGGCUCGGGCCUGCGGGGGGCCCAUGCAGGAGCUGAGUGCUCUGCAGGCUGCCCAGAGCCUGGUGCGCUUCCAGCUGCGACACGGCAAUGACCUGCUUGCCAUGGAUGCCAUCCAGGGCUGUGACGUGAACCUCAAAGAACAGGGGCAGCUGGUGCGACAAGAUGAGUUCACGGUGCGCACGGGGCGCCACAAGUCCCUGCGCCGAGUCUUCCUCUUCGAGGAGCUGCUGCUCUUCAGCAAGCCUCGCCGAGGACCCACAGGCAUCGACGUGUUUGCCUACAAGCGCUCCUUCAAGAUGGCGGACCUUGGCCUCACUGAGUGCUGUGGGGACAGCAACCUGCGCUUUGAGAUCUGGUUCCGCCGUCGCAAGGCCAGGGACACUUUUGUGCUGCAAGCUGCCAGCUUGGCCACCAAGCAGGCAUGGACGGCUGACAUCUCCCGCCUGCUGUGGAAGCAGGCUGUUCACAACAAGGAGGUGCGCAUGGCUGAGAUGGUGUCCAUGGGCGUGGGGAACAAGGCCUUCCGGGACAUCGCCCCCAACGAGGAAGCUAUUAGCGACCGCACCAUCAACUACGUUUUAAAGAACAGAGAAGUUCGUUCUCGGGCCUCCAUCGCUGUGGCCCCGUUCGACUGUGAGAGCCCCUACCUGGGGGCCUCGAGUCCCCUUCCUGCAGACCCUGCCUCUGGCUCAGUCCUAGGGUCCCUCAACCUGCACCUGUACAGAGACCCGACUCCUCAGGGCCUCCGCUGGCCCCUGUAUUCCACCAGCUUCCCAGAGGAAACGGCGCUGGAGGCUGAAGGGGAGCUGGGCAGCCAGCCGUCCUUGACUCCUGAGGACUCAGAGGUCUCAUCCCAGUGCCCAUCAGCUAGUGGCUCCAGUGGCUCUGACAGCAGCUGUGUGUCAGGGCAGGCUCUGGGCAGGGGCCUCGAGGACUUGUCUUACGUCUGA